AUGAGAAAGGGCUUAUCUACCAAGGUAUGGAUCACAGGGUCUUACAUGGUCAACAAUGGUAUUGGAGAUCCUGGACAGAACAAAAAGGUUCUUGAUGCAACAAUACAUAACAACUAUGGUAUAGAUAACAACUUUCUUCCGAUGACCAGCCUCCAAGAGAAGGUCCAACUUUAUAAGAAAUCGGGAUCCCAGACCGGACUACUGAAGAGACGUUCCAAGCAAAGUAGCUCGGAUGCUAUGAAGGAUGAAAUUUUUCCUUACAGGAAGAACUUUUCUGGAAAGAUGAAGCCCAAAAAGAAGGAUGAUCUUGAACAAGUUGGUGGUUUGUUGAAUAAUUUAGUUGCUUUUUUCUCUUUAUUGACACAAAAAAACAAGAUGAGGGACUAUACAAAUCCCACGCUUCCUGUUGCAUCUUCAGCAAUAAAUGCUACUGGUCAGUUCAGUUUAGGUUUAGAUGGAAAGAAGAUUGAAUCUGAGACUAAUGUUCUUCUUGCUUCUAUUGAAAACAUGCAGUAUGCAGUCACCUUAGAUGUUGUAAACAGAUGUUCAGACAGCUAUUGUAGCCAAGGAAGCAUUGGAAGUACACUGUAUAUAUGA
Messenger RNA from Lactuca virosa, 597 nucleotides. The record is from the annotation of a GenBank genome assembly. Lineage: Eukaryota; Viridiplantae; Streptophyta; Magnoliopsida; Asterales; Asteraceae.